Molecule: messenger RNA, 411 nt
Organism: Grammomys surdaster
Lineage: Eukaryota; Metazoa; Chordata; Mammalia; Rodentia; Muridae
Gene: Iqcf2
Product: IQ motif containing F2
Exons: 2
Coding region: 1-411 (136 amino acids)
Molecular function (GO): calmodulin binding
Source: RefSeq, a predicted model, not a curated record
AUGGCAGAGAAAGGCCCCUACCAGAAAAAGUUCACGAAAAACAGAAAAAAAGCAGCCAUUCAGGUGCAGGCCUGGUGGCGUGGGACCCUGGUGCGCAGGGCACUGCUACAUGCAGCCCUCGGAGCCUGGGUAAUUCAGUGCUGGUGGCGAAUGACGCUCAGGAGGAUCCGGGAGAAGCAACGGAGGAAAGCGCUGAUUGACUUCUCAAACACAGAGAGAGCGGUGGUGACGCUCCAGUCUCUGGUCCGGAUGUGGCGGAUCCACUGGCGGUACUGCCAGGUCCUCAGUGCUAUCUACACCAUCCAGGGCCACUGGAAAUAUCACAACUGCCAGUCAUGCUCGCUCCUGCGGGGUCACUGUGUGAUCACCACCACUCACCUGCAGUUCCAUAUUGAGAUCAUUGACCACUGA